GCGGUAAAGAAUCUACCUCACUGGGAAUGUCAUCAUCACCAACUUCAGAUGGGUUUACCCAUCCAGCCCACUGUUCAGGACCAAGUCCUGGGGUGGGUAGUCCUCCGAGUCUUGCUCGCUCUGCCUCUGCUUCAGUCUGCCCUACCAAGCCCAGUGACCCAGAUAGCAUUGAACCUCAAGCUGUGAAGGCUUUGAAGGCUUCAUCUGAGUUCCAGAUGAACUCAAAAAAGAAAGAACUUCUUCCUCUACAGGAUCUUUCUGAUCAUGCUUUUUCAGCAGACGAGAGUCCAGCUAUGCCUUUGCAUAAUUCAUCCGAAGAAGCAGUCAUGAGAGAUAAUCUGGAGAAAUCUGCUGAAAGAAGCACCCAGGGCCUCAAAUUUUAUCUCCAUACAAGACAGGAAGCUAAUUUAUCUGUCACAACUACUAAGAUGCAUGAACCACUGAUGCUUGUAGACAAAAAGGGUUGGCACCCAGAAAAUCAGAGCCUGCACCAACUCAAGGGCCUUCAGCAGCACACAGAACCAGGGAGUAAACAGCAUGAGGUACAGCAGGAUGCUCCACAAGACCAAGGACAGCUUUGUGACCCGGGGGACCUUCAGCUUCCGGAAGAGAGGCAACAGGGUCAGCAGAAAAGUGUUGAUUUGAAAGCAGCGAUGACAGGAGAUGGGCUACAGCAGAACGCAUGUCUUCCGGGCACGGAGAAAAGCUUUCCACCCCCGGGAUGCUUCGGCUGCUCGAAUGCAGAAAUGCUCAUGGAAAUAGAUGUGGUGGAACAGAGCCUAGUUGCUGUGCUUGAUUCAGCAGGCAGGCAGAUUGCCGCUGUGGAGAACGCUGGUGCAUCUGGUCUCCCAUCAGAGAACCCCUUGAUGGAAGUAGAAACAUCAAAGUGUAGCCGUGCAUCUGGAAGUGCGAAUAAUCCUAUCUCCACUCAGGCGUUACAGCUCCCAGAAAGCAAUGUUGAAAUGUCUGGAACAAAUAACGAACAUGGGGAAAACCUACCCUCCCUAAGUCUCUGCGGCAGUUGUCAGCCCUCUGUGGAGGCAGCAGAAGAACCUUGUUCGUCUGUCACAGCAGCCCUGAAAGAACUUCAUGAACUUUUGAUCAGUAGUAGUAAGCCAGCUUCAGAAAAUACACCCGAAGGUAGCUGUCAGUCAGAAACAGUGCCGGAGGGCCAAACAGGUGUUACAGAAAGCCAGACUCAGAAUGAGUGUCUGCCCCACAGAGACCCGUGUCCACAAGGCUGCUGUCAUCUGGCCACAUGUGUGUCAGUGAAGACAGAAAGCGUGGGCGGAGCGCCUGGCGCCAGAACAGAAGAUGCGGGAAGUACUGGCUUCCAGGGUCCAGGUGACGGCCCGUCAGCUGACAAGGAAGGUGCCCCCACAUCCAGAGAGUCCGUCAGCGGGAGCGGUUCUGUCACUGUAACCUCAGCGAAAUCAUCUAAUCAGUUACCCUGCACCAUAGGUGUAGAAAUUUCACCCCGUCUCCAGGCCGGUGAGCAGGAUGCCGUCGAUCAGAUUCCUGAGCAAACACAGUCUUCGCCAUCUAGUUUCAUACUGGUUAAAGAUUGGGGUCAUGGCGUACAGAAUCCAGGAAUAGACAGGCCUGAAACCAGAGAAAACGCCUGUCCUGACGCUGCAUGGCCAUUUCUUGAAUUGGAGCCACCAACCAGCCAUCCAUUGUCAAGUCCCUCCCUCCUCUCACCCUUAAUUUUUCCUGCCACAGAUAUUGACCGGAUUCUUCGGGCCGGUUUUACUUUGCAGGAAGCUCUUGGGGCUUUGCAUCGAGUUGGUGGAAAUGCAGACCUUGCACUUCUUGUUUUGCUAGCAAAGAACAUUGUAGUUCCCACGUAACUAUGGAGAAGUGGGCUAGACCGUACUCCAUUCCCUUUUAAAAAAAAAAAAAAGCACUCUCUAUACACACACAUACACACUCACCACAUACACAGUAUAUGUAGAAACCUGCAAGCAGAAUGUUGAGCCAGAUUUUUUUAAUGAUUUUUUUUUUCUUUUUGGCCAAAGUAAUUUAUGAUCUCUCGUCUGAUGAAUUUGUCUAUCCUACUUGUUAAAUUUUGGGCCUUUAAGAAUGUAUUGGCAGUAUGUGCAUACAAAAGCUUUUUAUUCUCACUGAGGUGAUGUAUUCUGGAAUAAAAUGGAUGGUUUCGUGUAUAGCAUAACACUUUAAAAUGAGAGUGAAUGCUUUAAAAAGCAGAGACCAUGAGAAAUCCCCCCACGCAUGCAACUAGAAACAGGUCAGCUUCCCACCUGUCUCUGCUACAGGCAGGGUGUGGCUUGUUCACUCAGCCAUCAGCCUAGAAACUUGAGACCAUACAGCUUGGUGUUGGGAAUUCUGCACAGUGUGUAUUAGGAUUCACCACUCAUGACAGGACUUUGAAGAAUAAUUAAAUAAUAUACCCUA
This is a messenger RNA of Chinchilla lanigera (long-tailed chinchilla), 2415 nucleotides long. It is a transcript of the gene Rsc1a1, whose product is annotated as regulatory solute carrier protein, family 1, member 1. The transcript has a single exon. The record is from RefSeq and is a predicted model, not a curated record. NCBI's taxonomy places the organism in Eukaryota, Metazoa, Chordata, Mammalia, Rodentia, Chinchillidae. Bases 27 to 1850 code for a protein of 607 amino acids.